Spea bombifrons (plains spadefoot toad) is the source of this 1837-nucleotide messenger RNA. RefSeq names its product cholinergic receptor nicotinic alpha 6 subunit (gene CHRNA6). Gene Ontology annotation, cellular component: synapse; neuron projection; postsynaptic membrane. NCBI's taxonomy places the organism in Eukaryota, Metazoa, Chordata, Amphibia, Anura, Pelobatidae. The transcript is spliced from 6 exons. Gene Ontology annotation, molecular function: transmembrane signaling receptor activity; acetylcholine-gated monoatomic cation-selective channel activity. The record is from RefSeq and is a predicted model, not a curated record. The coding region runs from base 45 to 1523 and encodes 492 amino acids. Gene Ontology annotation, biological process: signal transduction; regulation of membrane potential; chemical synaptic transmission.
AUUUCAAGCCUUCUUCACGUUUUUCUUUUAUUUACCUGUCAAAUAUGUUUUUAUCUCAUUUUCUUAAUUUUAGAAUCUCAUUUUAUUUCUUGGCGGUAACAUUGCUGGCAACAAUAAAAGCUUCCUCUCAGUGUGCGACCGAAGAAAGACUUUUCAAGAAGAUAUUUUCACGUUACAACCAAUAUAUAAGGCCAGUAGAAAAUGUGUCUGAUCCCGUUAUGGUGCAUUUUGAGGUGGCAAUAACUCAACUUGUAAAUGUGGACGAAGUUAACCAGAUCUUGGAAACUAAUUUGUGGCUCCGUCAUAUAUGGAAUGACUAUAAACUCCAGUGGAAUCCAAUGGAUUACGAUGGGAUUGAAUUCAUGCGAGUUCCAGCAGACAAAAUUUGGAAGCCAGACAUUGUCUUAUAUAACAAUGCUGUUGGGGACUUCCAAGUCGAAGGGAAGACAAAAGCCUUGCUUAAGUACAAUGGCUUAAUCCAAUGGUCUCCACCUGCCAUAUUUAAAAGUUCCUGCCCAAUGGAUAUCACAUUUUUCCCAUUUGACCAUCAAAACUGUUCAAUGAAAUUUGGAUCUUGGUCUUAUGAUAAGGCUAAAAUUGAUCUUGUGAUCAUCGGAUCUAAAGUUGACAUGAAAGAUUUUUGGGAGAACAGUGAGUGGGAAAUAAUUGAUGCGUCUGGUUACAAGCAUGACAUUAAGUAUAACUGCUGUGAGGAAAUCUACACCGACAUAACAUAUUCUUUCUACAUAAGGAGACUGCCAAUGUUUUACACCAUAAACCUCAUCAUGCCAUGCCUUUUUUUAUCAUUUUUAACAGUAUUAGUUUUUUACCUCCCAUCAGACUGUGGAGAAAAGGUCACGCUUUGCAUUUCCGUUCUACUUUCACUUACAGUGUUUUUAUUGGUCAUCACCGAAACCAUCCCAUCAACCUCUCUAGUAAUUCCACUUGUUGGGGAAUAUCUUUUGUUUACAAUGAUAUUUGUGACUCUGUCAAUAGUGGUCACAGUAUUCGUGUUGAACAUUCACUACCGUACGCCAACAACGCACAAAAUGCCUCGGUGGGUAAAAGAUGUCUUUUUGAAACGUUUACCAAAGCUGUUAAUGAUGAGAAAGACCGUACAGAAGAAAGACAGGCCUUAUUCUAAACGAAUGAAAAAAAGAGACUGCACUAAAUCAACGAUGCUAAUGAACUCGGAAUGCAGGGACGUGGAACUAUUUGAAGAUGAGACAUGUUGCCACUGCAUGAAAUCACAAGAACAGAGCACCAGCAAAAGAAGAAGAAAGCACCAGGGAUUGUGUAAUGCUAUUCAAGAGUCAUCAGCGGAGAUGAAAGAGGUUGUCAAAAGUGUUCAGUUCAUGGCAGAAAAUAUCAAAGACCAUAAUGAAAGGAAGGAGGAAGAAGAUGAUUGGAAAUAUGUAGCUAUGGUCAUCGACAGGGUUUUUCUUUGGGUAUUCAUAAUCCUUUGUGUUUUAGGGACAACUGGGUUGUUCAUGCAGCCUAUGAUAGAUGGAAAGAAAACAUAAAGAUUUUAAUGACUGUUUAUAGGAAAAAUAUCUACUUUUUUUGCAUUGUUCACAUACUUGUAUGGCAGCAUAUAGACACAUUUUCCCAGAUAUUACAUGUUAUUACAUGCAUACAAAUCAUGUAAACAUAUUUUGUAGAUCACAUUUGUGAUAGACAUGCAUGUGAGUGUGCCAUUGUUUGUGUCAUCUGUAUCACACAAUGUGAUCGUUAUUUAAAAAGAAACAUCAGUGGAUCACUAUCCAAGCAUCUAGUCAUUCCAUGGAAGCAGAACUUUGGUAGAGUGUGGAUGGGGAAUAGGGUGAGUGGUAGCAGA